AUGAAACGGGGCGCUGUUAAGGAAGCACUGCUUCAGUCACGACAUCCAGCGACUAUGCCCUGCGUGCAGCCGCCGCGGAGCAAGUCGCUCGCAACACGUUUAAGCAUAACUCGUAUCGUCGCAACUGAUAGAAAGCUUUCGGAGCUUGAGGAACUUCACAAAAUUUUGCAGGAGAAAAGCUAUCCCUACGGGGCCCCGCCUCCACCAAAAAGCUAUCUCUUCGGGGGACUGGGUUGGGUUUUCGGAUUCGGCUGUGCCGUCGGUGGCCCGUUUCUCGGCAUUGGUGCAGGGUAUGCGCUUUCAGCACCAGGCGCUGUGGGCGGACUCGUUUUACCUCGACCGAUUGCCGUCUUUGGAGGUGGUUUCGGAGCUGGAGCUGUCUGCGGUAUCGGUUUCAGUGCCGGGCUUGUUACCGGUAUCGGAAACGGCUACGUUCCUAUUGGGUUCUGGGUACCAUUCCAGUUCGCACCGCGGUUUUUGCGUCUCGAAAAACUGCUUGAUCAGCUACUUCAGAAGUUUCAGAGCCGAUGA
Molecule: messenger RNA, 531 nt
Organism: Cyanidioschyzon merolae strain 10D
Lineage: Eukaryota; Rhodophyta; Bangiophyceae; Cyanidiales; Cyanidiaceae
Exons: 1
Coding region: 1-531 (176 amino acids)
Source: RefSeq, a predicted model, not a curated record